This is a messenger RNA of Bactrocera oleae (olive fruit fly), 1487 nucleotides long. RefSeq names its product Odorant receptor 43a (gene Or43a). Lineage: Eukaryota; Metazoa; Arthropoda; Insecta; Diptera; Tephritidae. Gene Ontology annotation, biological process: detection of chemical stimulus involved in sensory perception of smell; sensory perception of smell. The record is from RefSeq and is a predicted model, not a curated record. Gene Ontology annotation, cellular component: plasma membrane. Gene Ontology annotation, molecular function: odorant binding; olfactory receptor activity.
GCGCCAAUAUUCUCGAAUGGGAGUGAAAGUAUCCAGAGCGUUUGGAUAAAUAAUAAAAAAGUGGACAUCAAACAAGCCACAAAAUAAGCAAUCAACCAAUUGAGUUAUAGAGCAAUCAGAAAAUCAAGCGUUUGGAAAGUGGCGGUGUGCGUGAACGCAAACACUUUGUCAACCUCAGCUGGAGUUGUGGCUCCUGCUAGCGACGCUUGUGGUUACUUUUGGUUGAAAAUAUCUCCGUGCAAAUUUCUGCCUUCACUUCGUUAGCACUUCUGCUGUGAAAACCGCGCAAAUUCAAGUAAAUAUGUCCACCGCGGUCUUAGACAACGCGAUGCUCUCAGUCAAUGUGAGGCUGUGGAAGUUUCUCUCCGUACUCUUUGCACGCGAUUGGCGGCGCUGUGUCGCUUUUGUGGCACCCGUUUGUCUAAUGAAUGCAAUGCAGUUCGUUUAUUUGUAUCAACAAUGGGGUGAUUUGGCCACUUUCAUAUUGAAUACCUUCUUUGCGGUCUCCGUUUUCAAUGCCUUGCUGCGUACGUGCCUGAUUAUUAAGAAUCGAGAUAAAUUUGAAGCGCUGAUGGAAGAAUUGGUAACAUUAUACGACAAUAUACAAGAUUCGGACGAUGAUUAUGCAAAGAGCGUGCUGGCCGCAGCUACAAAAAGCGCAAGAAAUAUUUCAAUUUUCAAUUUGUCAGCUUCGUUUUCCGAUUUAGUUGUCGCAAUGGCAUACCCACUUUUUCAGCAACAGAGAGUUCAUCCUUUCGGCGUUGCAUUACCUGUCAUCGAUGUCACACGCUCUCCGCUCUAUGAACUCAUCUAUAUCGGUCAAUUAUCUUUCCCUUUCACUUUGUCCAGCAUGUAUAUGCCCUAUGUAAGUUUAUUCGCCACUUUCGCUAUGUUCGGAAAGGCAGCACUGCAGAUAUUACAAAAUAAUCUCAGAAAUUUAUGCGAUAAGAUGAAAAGUAAAACUGAAAAGGAACUCUUCGAGUUGCUGCGUACGAAUAUCGCCUAUCAUGCGAGAAUCGCUAGAUAUGUAAGUGACUUUAAUGAAUUGGUGACCUACAUGGUACUCAUCGAAUUUCUACUCUUCAGUUGCGUCAUUUGCUCGCUGCUCUUUUGCAUUAAUAUUACAACCUCUAUGGCAGAGAAGAUUUCUAUUGUCAUGUAUAUUGGCACAAUGCUGUAUGUACUUUUCACCUAUUACUGGCAAGCCAAUGGAGUUUUAGAAAUGAGCCUCCUCGUCUCAGAUGCGGCUUACGAAAUGCAAUGGUACAAUUGUAGUCCACGUUUUAAGAGAACUCUACUUACAUUCAUUGCACGCACGCAAAAUCCAUUACAGAUUCGCGUUGGUCAAAUGUAUCCAAUGACAAUGGAGGUAUUUCAAUCACUGCUUAACACAUCGUACUCCUAUUUUACUCUUUUGCAUAAUCUCUAUAAUGAUUAAAAUAUAUAUUAAUAUAUAUUUUAAAAAUAUACUAGCAUAUUGUAGUAAA